AUGGCCGACCGCGAGCAGCCCUACGACCCUUACAUUCCAUCUCAGUCGAAGCCUGGCCAGGAUGGGCCGCCCUCAGGGAACCAGCGGACAGCAGCGCUGCAGGCCCAAAUCGACGACACGGUUGAUGUGAUGCGAGAGAACAUCAACAAGGUCUCGCAGCGAGGCGAGCACCUGGACUCUCUGCAGGACAAGACAGACAACCUCGCCGUCUCUGCCCAGGGCUUCCGCCGGGGAGCCAACCGCGUCAGGAAGCAGAUGUGGUGGAAGGACGUCAAGAUGCGCAUAUGGCUGAUCGUCGGCAUCAUCGUCCUGCUCGUCAUCAUCAUAGUCCCUGCCGUCGUCGCAUCGAAGAACAAGUGA
Molecule: messenger RNA, 360 nt
Organism: Nannizzia gypsea CBS 118893
Lineage: Eukaryota; Fungi; Ascomycota; Eurotiomycetes; Onygenales; Arthrodermataceae
Product: synaptobrevin
Exons: 3
Coding region: 1-360 (119 amino acids)
Biological process (GO): vesicle fusion; vesicle-mediated transport
Cellular component (GO): plasma membrane; SNARE complex
Molecular function (GO): syntaxin binding; SNAP receptor activity
Source: RefSeq, a predicted model, not a curated record